CUUUUAUUUUGAAGAGUACCGGCCCGGAAAUCCUGUUGUUUUUGCGAUAAAGUGACAACACAAGUCGGUUCUUUAAAGCUGGAUACGUACGUUUCAUCAAGGAAAUACACAGAGCAUGGAUCUCCUUGGAAAAGUGGAAAUCUACAUCCCAGUGGACGCUGAGGUGAAAAGCUUCCCUAUGUGGGGUUUACCUAAAUCAGUGCUUAAACGAAUUGGCCUCCCCCUGUCUGACUCUGAGGGCUCUGGGACGCUCACAGACUCUCCAGAAGGCAUAUGUAUUUGUCCAGCAAUCAUACGGAGGAAAGGCCAGAAACUUGUCUCCCACACAGGAAACGGUGGGACAGAAAACGCAUCGCUGCUGCACACAGAGUUUCGGUCCGGACAAAUGUCCUUUGUCUGCCCCAACCGCACAGCUUACAAGGUGCUGAAGGACACCGUGCCUGGGAAAAAGGUCUCUGCACACACAUCUCACACCUCCCAGUUACCUCAGGGCUCGGCCCCGGAUAAGUACAAAGAUGCUGUCGUCAUCUACCAUGGACAUGUUUACCUGUCCACCAGGAGGUCCAAUCAUAGCCGGAGUCAACGAGAGACACGUGAACCAAAGCCAUCUUCCCACUCUACCAUUCCUAAACGCCUAAAGAAGCGGCGGUCUCCUCAGGCUCGCCAUGAUCCUGCAGACAAAGAACUACAAAGGAAGAAAUUGCGUGUCACUUUGCCCCAAACCUCCAUAAAACCGCUACAGGAUCUUCUCACCAAAACAGAUAAUCACUCCACCACGGACCAGGAGCUGCUACAUGACAACACGCCCAAAAACCCCCCCACCGCGUGUAAAGUAACACACGGUGAACACGAGAAGGAUGUUUUUACGCACAAGAAAGUUGAUGUGUCGUCAUCCACAGCUGCGUAUUCGACUGCUGAUGGAGAGCAGGCAGCGGCGGAGGAAGCAGCCGACGCAGAGCCAGCAUGGUUUCAGCCUCCGGAGGAGGAGGAGGAGGAGGAGGAGGAGGAGGAGCAGGAGGCCAACGAUGACGGGGCUGAACGUGAGCUACCGGACCUGGACGAUGAAGAAGCUAAAGCUGACUAUCUACAAAUUGAAAAAGUUCUUGAUAUUGUGGAGAGUAGCAGCUGGAUCGAGAGAGAGUCUCGGGGUGCAGCUCGCACCUCCACAUCGCUACAGGAGGAGUACGACUUUAAGGAGCUGGCGGAGGAGGAGAAGAUCGCUAGAAUGACGGCCAAACUCAGACAGAGCGAAGCUGCCCUCCUUAUAAUGACAGCUCAGUCCAAGUGAGCAACAGUUCCCUAAACUUAAAACUCACGUUAAGAUAUUUACCCUUGAACUACGGCCGCUCAGUCAGAGUGAGAAAAAAUCCAGCAAUGAUGCUUUAGUUCCCUAAACAUUAAACUUACGAUAACUAACAUCAUAAUUAACUCAUGUUAAAGGACAAAUCCGACGCAAAAUGAACCUAGGGGUUAAUAACACGCGUACCAAGUCGACCGUUCU
This is a messenger RNA of Sander lucioperca (pikeperch), 1501 nucleotides long. RefSeq lists its product as uncharacterized. Lineage: Eukaryota; Metazoa; Chordata; Actinopteri; Perciformes; Percidae. Bases 116 to 1288 code for a protein of 390 amino acids. The record is from RefSeq and is a predicted model, not a curated record. The transcript is spliced from 4 exons.